Pogona vitticeps (central bearded dragon) is the source of this 2591-nucleotide messenger RNA. RefSeq names its product acetyl-CoA acyltransferase 1 (gene ACAA1). The record is from RefSeq and is a predicted model, not a curated record. NCBI's taxonomy places the organism in Eukaryota, Metazoa, Chordata, Lepidosauria, Squamata, Agamidae. Gene Ontology annotation, molecular function: acetyl-CoA C-acyltransferase activity. Gene Ontology annotation, cellular component: peroxisome. Gene Ontology annotation, biological process: fatty acid beta-oxidation; phenylacetate catabolic process.
AGGCGAGGCGAGGAUGCGUCGUGUGAAGGUGGUCCUCGGGCACUUGGCCCCCGGGGCCGGGCAGCUCAGGGCCAGUCCCUGCCGGGGCUCCUCGGGGGCCUCCCGGGCGGCGGCAGCGGUGGCCAGCCCGGAGGACGUGGUGGUGGUCCACGGGCGACGGACCCCUAUCGCCAAAGGCAAGCGGGGCGGCUUCAAGGAGACUACCCCCGAUGAGCUGCUUGUUGCAGUCAUGACAGCUGUCCUGAAAGACCUGCAGCUAGACCCUGAGAAGCUGGGGGACAUCUGUGUGGGAAAUGUACUUCAACCUGGGGCCGGAGCAUUGACAGCGAGAGUUGCACAGUUUCUAAGUGGCAUUCCAGAGACUGUGCCAUUGCAGUGUGUUAACAGGCAGUGUUCGUCUGGCUUGCAAGCCGUGAUCAAUAUUGCUGGCGGCAUCAGGAACGGAUCUUAUGACAUUGGAUUGGCCUGUGGAGUCGAGAGCAUGUCUCUACGCAGUGCUGAUAACCCUGGGGAUGUCAGCUCUCGCAUGAUGGACAGUGCUAAAGCCAGAGAUUGUUUGAUCCCAAUGGGAAUAACCUCUGAGAAUGUGGCUGAAAGAUUUGGUGUCUCCCGGCAAAAGCAAGACGCAUUUGCUUUUACUUCUCAACAAAAAGCUGCUCGAGCCCAGCAGAUGGGAUGGUUUAAAAACGAGAUUGUGCCUGUGACGACCAAGAUCACCGAUGACCAGGGCAACGAGAAGACCAUCACUGUGCUUCAAGACGAAGGGAUCAGGCCGAGCACCACCCUGGAAGGGCUGGCUAAGCUAAAGCCCGCCUUCAAGGAGAACGGAACGACGACCGCGGGCAAUUCCAGUCAAGUGAGUGAUGGCGCGGCGGCUGUUCUCCUGGCCAAACGCUCCAAAGCAUCGCAGCUGGGCCUGCCUGUCCUUGGGGUGCUGCGAUCGUACGCUGUAGUCGGUGUCCCACCUGAUGUCAUGGGCAUUGGGCCAGCCUAUGCCAUUCCAGCAGCAGUGGAAAAAGCCGGUUUGACUCUGAAUGAUAUUGACAUAUUUGAAAUCAACGAAGCCUUUGCUAGUCAGGCUGUCUACUGUGUGGAGAAGCUUGGCAUCCCGCUGGAGAAGGUCAAUCCUCUUGGGGGCGCCAUUGCUUUGGGUCACCCGCUGGGAUGCACCGGGGCUCGCCAGGUUGUCACUCUCCUCAAUGAGCUAAAGCGCAGAGGAAACAGGGGAUAUGGCGUGGUCUCCAUGUGCAUCGGGACAGGUAUGGGAGCGGCUGCAGUGUUUGAAUAUCCAGGGAAGUGAAGUCACUUCCAGCCUGCUUGGAAGACCGCCCCGUGCCUUAAUGCCUGGAAUUCUCCAACCGACACACGGCUCCCUGAAUCUGUCUAAGGAAAAGAUGUUCUGUGCCCAGCCCAGCCUGCCGGUGGGAGGCACCCCCCAGAGCCUGAUGUCCGUCUUGCCACUCUUACGACACAUCUCCAGCCUUCAGCUACAGGCCCAGCUUCUCUACUUGAGUUGCUGGCACAGCUCAUGGCGACUCCCAGCCGUGGGCUGCCAGCAAUGACAUGCUUGUUACCACAAAGAAGGGGUUGAAGGAACUCCAGAGAUCCGUAACACAUCUUCUGAGUCACGGAUCUGAUAGCUACUGCUGUACCCGAAGAGAACUCUUGGGGUGUCUGAGCUUAAGGUGACUAGCCAUGCUUGGGAGUGGGACACAGCAAAGAGUACAGGCUAUUUCUUUUAUCUAGACUAAUGUUGCCCAGUUCAGAACAGUUACAGACAAAUGUGGAAGCCCUAAAGGGGGUGGAGGGCACUGCGUUUGCUUUCUUUACAGGGGUAACCCCUACAGGCAGCAGGGAUAAAGCCUCAGUUGAUGUGAUUGUAUUCAAGGGGCUAAAUCAUCAUUUGGUGCAAGAAAACUGUCAUUUGACAAACGGGUUAGUGGGUAGUAGCAAAAAGCCAGAGUAUUCCCAGCACAUCUUUAUGCUAAUGUUCCGAGUGAGACGGUCUCUUCAAAAUAUGCAGGUUCUCCCUGCCUGUCUUGUCUUUUAACGGGUAAUGGCUUGUUAAUAUGUUUAAAAGGCAGCCUUCAGCCCACUUAAUGUGAUGCUUAAAAACACUAAUAUGGCAGAUUAAGAAAUGCAAAUUAACGUACAAACAGAAGAGGUUAAAUGAUGAAAGGAAGCAAAAGUGGACUGUUCUACCGUCCUUUAAUAGGAUAAGUUGUUUUAAGAAUUUGGGAGGGAAAGUAAGCUGUGAAUUUAUCCUUCACCAUGAUCACUAGACCAGAUAAGUUACAAAUGGAUGACUGGAGAUAAAGAACUGAUCAUUAGUUGAUUAACGCAUAUUAAAUACUUCUGCCAGUGGAUUAAACUAGAACAGUAAUACCUCAAUGUGGUUGAUGGUAUAACACACAUAGAAGGAAUGGUUCUCUAAUAACAAACACUGAUGUUCUGUUACUGAUUCUGAUUAAUGGUGUGCCACUGAUUCUUACUUUCUUGCCUGAUCUGGUGUAUAAGCGUAUGGCUACCUUUGCAUCUCUACCAAUUAAAAUGGGGACCUUUGAGAUUCUUAAAGAAGUGUCCCAUGUAAA